AUGGACGCUUUGGCGAUGCGCAAAACGGGCAAAGAUAAAGCUCGCCGCGCUGACGAGAUCGCUCGUCGGAUUCGAUGGAAGAUUCACGAUCUCAAGCAAAAGGAAGUCUCGGUGAAGAUAAUCAGCGAUGCGUUAGCGAAAACAGAGCUCAAUGCGAGCAGCACCGUGGCAAAAUCCACGUCGAGUCGAGCGCUAAAGCGCGCCGGGGGAUUUCAAAAGACAAUGUCUGCGGCAAAGCGAGCGCGGUUCAGCAAGCACAAACCGCUCGUGCUCAAGCUUCGAGAACCAGAAAUUUCUAUUCUAGGUUCGAAACAACUGACGUCGUUCGGUCGGGACGUCACGAACGCGGCUUCAGAUCAAACGCGGCGCGUCGUGGUGAACGUGUCAAAGGCGGCGUCCGGUGUCUUAAGGCGCAACUUUAUGAGUUCGGUCAAACGUCAUUCGACGAUGCCGAGAACGACUGCAGAUGACUUUUCGGUUUCGAAGUUUCCGAAGCUACCGCGAUAA
This is a messenger RNA of Ostreococcus lucimarinus CCE9901, 507 nucleotides long. RefSeq lists its product with no specific name. The record is from RefSeq and is a predicted model, not a curated record. Bases 1 to 507 code for a protein of 168 amino acids. The transcript has a single exon. NCBI's taxonomy places the organism in Eukaryota, Viridiplantae, Chlorophyta, Mamiellophyceae, Mamiellales, Bathycoccaceae.